CCACCACACACCCUUCCCCUCCGGUGCACCGCGGUGCCGCCGGGCUCUGCGCGCUGAUUGGCUGAGGAGAGAGCGGAGCCGUGCGUCAGAGCGCUGGCGGUGACGCCACGGGGGCUUUUCCAGGCUGAGCCAGGAGGAAGCUCACGAUGAAGAACCAAGGCGGUGAGACCAAAGCAGCCCCACGGCCUCCCAGCUCCCCCAGGAUGAGCAGCGCUCUGGUGCUGGAGGAGGGCGAUGCACCGGAGGCUACGGCACCCCCCGAAGCUCCUCUGGCACAAGAGGACACCAAGUCCUCCCGGCCCGCUGUGCGCGACGUCUCCGAGGAGCUGAGCAGGCAGCUCGAGGACAUCCUGAACACGUACUGCGUGGAUGCCAGGCAGGAGGCGCCGGGGGAGGACGGGGGCCAGAGUGAGCCCCCGGAGCCUGAGGAGCCUGAGAAGGGCCUCAGCGAGUCCCCGAGGAACGGGGACCAGGAGCCGGGCGGCCCCGAGAUGAACGGGGAGAAGGAGAGCCCCAAAGGGACCGAAGAGUUCCGGCCUGGGGAGGAGUGUGGGGAGCGGGAUCAAAAGAAGGCGCAGGAGAAGAAGAAAGCCAAAGGCCUGGGCAAAGAGAUCACUUUGCUGAUGCAGACCCUGAACACCCUGAGCACGCCAGAGGAGAAACUUGCAGCCCUGUGCAAGAAAUACGCUGAGCUGCUGGAGGAGCACCGGAACUCCCAGAAGCAGAUGAAGAUCUUGCAGAAGAAGCAGACGCAGCUGGUGCAGGAGAAGGACCACCUGCAGAGUGAGCACAGCAAAGCCAUCCUGGCCCGCAGCAAGCUGGAGAGCCUGUGCCGCGAGCUCCAGAGGCACAACCGCACCCUCAAGGAGGAAGGUGUCCAGCGUGCACGGGAGGAGGAGGAGAAGCGGAAGGAGGUGACAUCCCACUUCCAGGUGACGCUGAACGACAUCCAGCUCCAGAUGGAGCAGCACAACGAGAGGAACUCCAAGCUGCGCCAGGAGAACAUGGAGCUGGCAGAGAGGCUCAAGAAGCUCAUCGAGCAGUAUGAGCUGCGGGAGGAGCACAUCGAUAAGGUGUUCAAACACAAGGACCUGCAGCAGCAGCUGGUGGAUGCCAAGCUCCAGCAGGCACAGGAAAUGCUAAAGGAGGCAGAGGAGAGACACCAGCGGGAGAAGGACUUUCUGCUGAAGGAAGCUGUGGAAUCCCAGAGGAUGUGUGAGCUGAUGAAGCAACAGGAGACCCAUCUCAAGCAGCAGCUGGCUCUCUACACGGAGAAGUUUGAAGAAUUCCAGAACACCCUUUCCAAAAGCAGUGAAGUGUUCACCACGUUUAAGCAGGAGAUGGAGAAGAUGACGAAGAAGAUCAAGAAGCUGGAGAAGGAGACCACGAUGUACCGCUCUCGCUGGGAGAGCAGCAACAAGGCGCUGCUGGAGAUGGCUGAAGAGAAAACCCUGCGGGACAAAGAGUUAGAGGGGCUGCAGGUGAAAAUCCAGCGCCUGGAGAAGCUGUGCCGAGCUCUACAGACCGAGCGCAACGACCUCAACAAGAAGGUGCAGGACCUGUGUGCCCACGUGCCCCGGGCGGACACCGACCUGGGCGAGCCCCUGAAGGACCCCCCUCGGGACAGCUCGGACGUGGUGGCUCCAGCUGAGGAAUGCCUGAACUUGGGAAAGCCAACACAGAGCCCGGAUCCUGCACCCGAGAGCUUGGGAGAACUGAGCAUAGGAGCCUUGGGGCAGAGCGGGACUGAGGGAGGCAGCCGGGGCGCUGACUGAGCCUGCUGUGCGCCAGCACAGGUAGGGCGAGGGAGGGCAACGUCAGUGCUUCCAUAGACUCCAUCUGAUGCCCCUCUCCAGGUCUUGGGAUGGGCAGGAGAGGCCCUGAGGGGACCUGAGAUUUCCUAGCUUAGGUUUUUUGGAGGGUUUUUAAGAUUUUAUAUAUAUAUAUAUGAUAUAUAAAUACAUGCAGGGCAGCCAUAGGUGAAACCGAGAACGACCCACCCUGCGUGUGCGUGAGUAACUAAUAUAUGGAGCUCAACUGAUCGACCCUCUCACUGGGAGACCUUGGCAUGGGCAGGCUGCAGCUCCCCAAAAACCUCAUGCACCUCAGGAAAAGGGGGUGCCUGGAUCUGCCCUGGCCCAGCGGGAACAUCUGGAUGCAGCAGCGCUCUCACAUGGAGUGAAAGGAACCGAGCCAAGCAGGGAGAAACGAAGCAUUUCCCAGCACUGAUUCUCCCUCCCUCCCUCCUCCGGGUCGGGAAGGGGCAGGCUCCUGGACUUGCUCCUGGGUUUCCAUGCUCUGGCUGGCAGCGAACGAGGCCGUUUCCCCUCCUCUGUGUGGGUUUUGCGUG
Messenger RNA from Pezoporus flaviventris, 2350 nucleotides. RefSeq names its product taxilin alpha (gene TXLNA). The record is from RefSeq and is a predicted model, not a curated record. Gene Ontology annotation, molecular function: syntaxin binding. Bases 147 to 1775 code for a protein of 542 amino acids. The transcript is spliced from 11 exons. Lineage: Eukaryota; Metazoa; Chordata; Aves; Psittaciformes; Psittacidae.